This is a messenger RNA of Colossoma macropomum (tambaqui), 700 nucleotides long. It is a transcript of the gene gng8, whose product is annotated as guanine nucleotide binding protein (G protein), gamma 8. The record is from RefSeq and is a predicted model, not a curated record. Bases 170 to 382 code for a protein of 70 amino acids. Gene Ontology annotation, cellular component: heterotrimeric G-protein complex. The transcript has 3 exons. Lineage: Eukaryota; Metazoa; Chordata; Actinopteri; Characiformes; Serrasalmidae. Gene Ontology annotation, biological process: G protein-coupled receptor signaling pathway. Gene Ontology annotation, molecular function: G-protein beta-subunit binding.
CUCAUUUGCUCCUGCAAGCUUGGGAAUAUGUGCUUCGUAUAAGCAACAAUAACGCUCCAUUUCUACAGAUAGAAAUCCCAGACACAGAGCCCCACUGUUCAACUGGUGAAUUAAACUGAGCCACCCGAUUAGAACUGUCUCUGAUUAAGCUAGUUUCCACAAGAGCACAAUGUCCAACAACAUGGCCAAGAUUGCAGAUGCUCGAAAGACAGUGGAGCAGUUAAAACUGGAGGUGAACAUCGACAGGAUGAUGGUGUCUAAAGCGGCCGCUGAGCUGAUGUCAUAUUGCGAAACUCAUGCCAAAGAGGAUCCCCUGGUGACUCCUGUGCCCUCCUCAGAAAACCCCUUCAGAGAGAAGAAGAUUUUCUGUGCCAUUUUGUAGCUGUUUAUAAUUAACUUGCAUCACAUUUGGGAAUUAAUUUCAAUUUUAGAUGAAGCAUUUUGAUUUUCAGAAGUUAUAUUUCAUUUGUGAAAUUCCUGUCAAAACACCAGCCCUCACACAGCUAUGUCCAACAGCCUUAUCCUAAUGGGUAAUGUCCAAUAAUCCAAAGGAACUGUAAAUGCUAUGUGAACGUUCUAAUCUACCAUUGGGUUGUAUAUAAUGUCUUCUUUGUGUUUCAGUAGAAUAAUUAUGCUGUUCGGUCCUAUUUUUUAAAUCAGCACUCGCUCCAUGUAGAUGUUGCCUUUAUGCUUCUUAUUU